CGCAACAAACUCAACUAUCUCUAAAGUGAAAAGCGGACAGUGUGUCAGUGAUCGCUGCUUUUCCGCGCUGCGCUUUUACUCCACGGAUCCGCGUGUGAUUGCGUUCGAGUCCCCUUUCAAGCCUGAAAAUAAAGCUGAUAAAGAAGCACGGCUUGUCAGCUGGCAUUGGCAUGAGCUAACCCGAUCAGACAUGGAAACCAAACCAUUUUUAUCAUUGGGGUUCCUGAAACCCCAGUGCUCGCUGGCGCCGCCCCCUCAGAGAGGCCGCUCGGGGGAAUCCUGCUCCUGUUUCAGCGGCAUGUGUCCUCUCCAUCAGCGCAGACUCUCCACAGACUCGGGUCAGGUGACCUCAUCUCCUCUGAGCUCUCCCACGUCCCAUCGGCCCAUGCAUCCUCCCCUGCUGAGCCCGACCUCCAUCGGAGCCUCAGGAUCCCUGCACUCACCCAUCAGCUCACUCAGCUCACCAAUGAAUGGCCUCGGCUCUCCCUUUUCCGUCAUCAGCUCGCCCAUGGGCCCACACUCCAUGGCAUCUCCUGGCAUGGCCUACGGCCCCAGUGUAAGCCCACAGAUGUUACAGUUGAACUCGCCAAUGAACUCUGUGAGCAGCUCAGAGGACAUCAAGCCUCCGGUGGGCAUUAAUGGUAUGAUGAAGGUGCCAGCGCAGUCCUCGGGGACCCCUCUGUCUCUCACCAAACACAUCUGUGCCAUCUGCGGAGAUCGCUCCUCUGGUAAACACUACGGCGUCUACAGCUGUGAGGGCUGCAAGGGGUUUUUUAAGAGAACCGUACGGAAGGACCUGACCUACACCUGCAGAGACAACAAGGACUGUGUGAUCGACAAGCGCCAGCGAAACCGCUGCCAGUACUGCCGCUAUCAGAAAUGCCUGGCCAUGGGCAUGAAGAGAGAAGUUUUUUUGCAUACAGCCGUUCAGGAGGAACGCCAACGAGCCAAGGAUCGAAAUGAGAAUGAGGUGGAGUCAAGCAGCAGCGCCAAUGAGGACAUGCCCGUGGAGAAGAUCCUAGAAGCCGAACUCGCUGUCGAGCCCAAAACCGAGACGUACAUCGAGACCAACCUGGGCAUGCCGUCCAAUUCGCCCAAUGAUCCAGUCACUAAUAUCUGCCAGGCGGCAGAUAAACAGCUCUUCACCCUGGUGGAAUGGGCCAAGAGGAUCCCACACUUCUCUGAACUGCCCCUGGAUGAUCAGGUCAUCCUUCUACGAGCUGGCUGGAACGAGCUGCUCAUUGCGUCGUUCUCGCACCGCUCCAUAGCCGUAAAGGAUGGCAUUCUGCUGGCCACUGGGCUCCACGUGCACAGGAACAGUGCCCACAGUGCCGGAGUGGGAGCCAUAUUCGACAGAGUGCUCACAGAGUUGGUGUCAAAGAUGAGGGACAUGCAGAUGGAUAAAACAGAGCUGGGCUGCCUACGAGCCAUAGUGCUGUUUAACCCAGACUCCAAAGGCUUGUCAAACCCUAGCGAGGUGGAGGCUCUGAGGGAGAAGGUUUAUGCCUCUCUGGAGGCAUACUGCAAGCAGAAGUACCCUGAUCAACCCGGAAGGUUUGCGAAGCUGUUGCUGCGGCUGCCGGCGCUGCGUUCCAUCGGCCUCAAGUGUCUAGAACACUUGUUCUUUUUCAAGCUCAUCGGGGACACGCCCAUCGACACCUUCCUCAUGGAGAUGCUGGAGGCGCCCCAUCAAAUGACGUAAAGAUAUCACACCCUCCUGUUGCCCUAGGAGACCAGGGGGAAGCUAGCCCCUCCUCCUUAACAAGACUGAUCAUGUGACGUUAUACGCUGGAGAUUGGAUCAGCAAGCCGUUCCCUCCAAUCAGUGUCUCGUAACGCAGCCGUAGGGUCUUUUUUUUUUAUACCUUGUAUAAAGAUAUAAAUAAAAUAUUAAUAAUUUGAGUGGGACUCAAAGGCAACAAACAGUACAGGACAUGAUGACUGAACCAUGAAUUCAUGUGUGGAUAAAUGUAAAAAAAAAAAAAAAAAAAGAAAGGAAAACACAACACCAUACUCUUGAGACCGAAGGAUUGCUGGAAAUGUCAUGGGACUGAGUAACAGGCCUGGUCUUGGGAAUGACGGGAUUGAAGAUCUGGCUCUUGACUAAAGGAGAAGAAAAACGAAGGCUGAGCUCCACAUCAGGGCUUCAGCAGCCUCAAUAACAUCUGGCUCCAGGCGUCUGGGGAUGUGUGCACUCGGAGAUGGAUUGGACGUCGGAGUAAUCACGAUGACGACGAUAACGACGAGCGUUCAGAUCAGGAGACACGAACACUCUGCCGUGACUGUUGCUUUGAAAAAUGGGAAACGUUUACGGCUCUGAGCGAAGACUCUUGGAUUAUUGAAUGCUUGUGUGUUACUCGCGCUCUGUUCUUCAGCAUACUGGUAUGAACGUUACCGUCCCACUGUUUCAACCUUCUCUUAUGAGGGGACAUGAAGCGAAAACUUGUUCGUUGUAGCGACUCUGCUCUCCGCUCACAACUCUCGUAGACUUUUCACUGUGUCUCAGUUCUUGUCCGGACGUACACGGAUAUUUUUGAACACGUAGUUUCUUCUCUGCGUGCGUGUUUUUUUUUUUAACCUCCUGUCCACACAAAAACACAUUUUGCGUCACUUAGAAAUAACAGUCCGUGCGGAUGUGAAAAACGUUUUCGAAAACGCUUACGUCACAGCGUGAGCCUGUCCAGGUGUUGCUCAGCGCAUUCUUCUUGAUGCAAUUUAUUUUCACAUUAUUUACAUUUCAUCGUCUCGACCCUUAAAUACUCAUGCUCUUACUAAAGUUAUUCUCGACAAUUUGAUGUAGCCGUUCGUGACGUACUGUCGCCACCCAGUGGGCUUGUGUGGUCACGUGAGCGUUUUUAAAUCGUCUUUGCAUUUCGAUGCGGACAAAAAACAUUUCAAAAACACUAGGUGGAUUUCCAUUGCAGUUUUACGCAAAAUGGAAAUGGUUUUUGGGUGGAAAAAAAAAAAGUUGACAAAACAAAGCUGGGUUUUCUCCUCUUGCGAUGGUCAUUCCGAUUAAACAUGGCGACAGAUCUCCAAGACGGAUCUCAUAAGUGGUCUUGGAUGUGGUCGACUGGAUCCAAAGCAAGGCUUAACCUCCUAGGGCUUAGCGGUCACAUGCGUGGACAGCACUUUUUAGAAAUUCGGAACAAGAAUCCACAUACUUUUUCUCUAAAAGUACAUCUUAUCAAAGAUGAUGCUUAGUUUUUAUUCUAAUCAGGUCCUAAUAAGCCCAAAUAGCAAAGAGAAAUAAAAAUGCAUGUAAAAAAAACAGCUUGGGCCUUAGGAGGUUAAAUACGAUAGAAUUUGUUUCCGUUUAAAUUUUGCGAAAAAUUGCUUUGUCGAAUCAUCUCCGAAAUCACGCGAGCACAUUUUUUUUUUUUUUGCGAUAUUUGAGAGUUUUUAAUUUGCAAUUUUUUAAAUUGUGCAUUAUUCAGAUUAAUGGAAACAUGCAGGCAGUUACGGGCGGAGAUAUUUCCGAAAAUAGUGUUUCUGUGAACGGGGACGUUUUCGAAAACGUUGUGUGAAUGGAGAUGUUUUCGAAAACAGUGUUCAUUUGGACUAACGUAUUUUCCUGUGCAGAUGGAUUUUUUUUUUAAUUAAAAAAAAAAAAACCAGAGCGGUAAAACUACGUUUUCAAAACCAUCCGUAUACAUGUGGACGGGGCCUCUGAGAAGUCCGGAUCGUCACGAAAGCCGGUGGUUUGCGGUACACCAGCUCACUUCCCUCAUAGUCAAACCCAGGUUUGGGAUGAUGCAUCACUUGUACACAACAUUACUGCCACACUCAGUAUUCAUUUCUGUUUCACGACGUGCAAUUACCUCUUUCACUCCUCAGACGUCGGUCCCUGAAACCUCCCCAUCUUGGACGGAACUCCUCAAACUCACAGUUUGCAGUUCACCUUAUGAGGACAUUGUUGUUUGUUAGCACUUAACCUCAUAUUCUGAGCCUUAGCUGGUUAGUUGGCUCUUGAGGGGUCCGGGGGCCACUGACCAUCCACAACCUGCACUUCUCUGGGCAAACCAAGUGUCGUUUAAAACAUUUUUUGUCUCUUUUUGAGUGUGAAAUUUCCUGAGCUGUGUAACGUUCCUAUAUUCUCCAUCCUUGUUUCUUUUUUUUUCCCAACGCUGCUGCUGCUGCUUAACUAUGCAUCUUAGCAUUCUUUCCAAAGACUGCCCAUGGUGAGGUCGCUUUUUUUUCCCUUACAAAGUCUAUACAGCACACCAAACCAACCCUGAGCCUCAGUCUGACUUUUAUUUCGAUGUUAAGAGUAGCAGGACCAGGGUUUGGUGCCCUGGCGCUAAUGUGUAUGCAUACAGAGUUCUGAGGCGAGCGUUUAUUUGCAGUAAGGACAUGAGAGCUGUGACUUCCCCCUAGUGGAUGGGAUGCAACACUGCAGAAUUACUUGAAGGAUUUAAUCGGGGGGGAGAAAUGGCACUUUUUCAAUGUAUUAGAUCUUUCCUUCAGCUGGACAUCGGAUUGGAGAUCGUUACAACGUGAUUUCUUGAUCAGUUGAUAUUAGUAACUUGAGAUUUAUUCUCAGAAAAGUGACACUCUUUUGAAUAUGUUUUAUUGAAGCUGACAAAUGGGAACAGUUAUAUUUUAAUAGCCAGUAAUGAGUCUUGAACACAUGAAAUAUGGAAUGGUGGAUUGGAUUUCUGAUGGAAAAGUGUUAAGUUGCGUAUAUAAUAUAUCUACUGACUCCAAACGUAGUUAAUCAGGCAAACGUUAUUAAAUGUCGUAUAUUUACUCUUUUAGAUUGCGCACUGGAGCUACAAUACUAAUUGAGUGAAACAGGGUUUGUGAAAAAGUAAUAAAACCCAAAAUCUUUUCCUCAGAUGAUAUUCAGUUAUUCAGACAUUUACUGAUGUGGUUAGGACACAAUUUGACUUACUGCUUCUUCAGAGCAUGGUCAGAACCGUCGGUCAGAAACAAUGCAAACUAGAAAAGCACUCGGAGAGCGCAGACCUCCGCCAGGAGUCCUUUAAAAAAUUCCGGGAUCCAGACAGUGAUCCGGAUCACCGCCAAAAUUUAAUGGAUUGUUACUUGUGCCCAGUCACACCUCUGGAAAAAAUUUCAGAGCAAUCCGUUCAUAACUUUUUCCAUAAUGUUGCUAACAGACAAACCAACAAACAAACAAACGCUACCGAAAACAUAACCUCCUUGGCAGAGGUAAAAAAAAAAACCAAAAACUUUUUUUCAAAUCUGAACCACCCUCAAUUCUCUUUUUCAAAUUCUAUUUUGUUUUUUCAACCUCAGUUCAAUUAUUUUUACAAAUCUGAAUCAAGUUGGU
Neoarius graeffei (lesser salmon catfish) is the source of this 5292-nucleotide messenger RNA. It is a transcript of the gene rxraa, whose product is annotated as retinoid X receptor, alpha a. The transcript is spliced from 11 exons. Gene Ontology annotation, cellular component: nucleus; RNA polymerase II transcription regulator complex. Gene Ontology annotation, biological process: cell differentiation; response to retinoic acid; retinoic acid receptor signaling pathway. Lineage: Eukaryota; Metazoa; Chordata; Actinopteri; Siluriformes; Ariidae. The coding region runs from base 191 to 1702 and encodes 503 amino acids. Gene Ontology annotation, molecular function: nuclear steroid receptor activity; retinoic acid-responsive element binding; zinc ion binding. The record is from RefSeq and is a predicted model, not a curated record.